AAUCAGAGCGCAUUUGUAAAUAAAAAAAAAAGGCGGAAGAAAACGGAUGUUUAUUAAUGAAUUUUGUCAGCUUUAUCGUGGCUUGGUAAAAUAAUAAAGUUGAAUUGGGUGUGUUUAGCGAAUCUAAAUCGUGGUGCUUCUGGUCUAUUUAUCGCCACCAACUGCAGAACAUUACAGGGGUUUCUGUCGUCAAAGCGAUAAUGGAGGACUGCGGUGCUCUUUUAGCCACGGAGAGGUACGGCAGUGGCGAGUCGUGGCAAUAUGUUGCAAAGAAUGGAGCCAUGCAGAGGACAAGGGAUGGCAGUAAAGCUGAAUCGAGUGUAAACUCCUUAGUUGGGUUUUUUAAAAAUGUAUUUCUUCCUCAAGGCUACCCGGAAAGUGUGAGUGGAGACUACUUGCAGUACCAGUUUUGGGAUACUCUGCAGGCCUUCUCCAGUUCUCUGUCGGGAAUGCUGGCCACUCAGGCGUCACUCAGAGGUGUCGGUGUGGGAAACCAGGAAGCCACAGUGGCUGCGGCCACAGUCACCUGGCUGCUAAGAGAUGGAACCAGCAUGUUGGGAAGGAUCGUCUUCGCCUGGCUGAAAGGGAACAAGUUGGACUCUGAGGCCAAAAAAUGGAGGCUUUUUGCAGACAUUCUCAACGACAUCGCCAUGUUCAUGGAAAUACUGGCCCAGUUCUUUCCCACUUGGUUCACCUUGAUUGUGUGCACGUCGGGGAUAUUCAAGUCUGUGGUGGGUGUGGCGGGCGGAGCCACAAGAGCUGCUCUGACCGUCCAUCAAGCUCGCCGAGACAACAUGGCUGACAUCUCCGCCAAAGACGGCAGUCAGGAGACUUUGGUGAAUCUGGCUGGACUCCUGGUUAGUUUGAUCCUCAUUCCGCUCGUCACGGACAGUCCGGCAUUGACCAUCAGCCUGUUCUUCCUCUUCACCGCCCUCCACCUUUUCGCCAACUACAAGGCGGUGCGUUCGGUGGUCAUGGAAACGUUGAACGAGGCGCGGCUCGUAAUCGUGCUGCGCCGCUUCCUGCGAGACGGACAUCUCCUGACGCCACUGGAAGCCAAUCGAGAGGAACCUGUCUUUUUGGAAUUUUGGAAAAUGUUACCAAUCAAACUUGGCGUGAGGCUUCAGGAAGUUGUCCAAAGCCCAGAAGAGUUGCAUUCUGCUUUGAUAAGAAAGGACGCGCCCUUCCUACUGGGUGUCACAAAUGGCUGCAUAUGUGUGUGUUUGGCAGCGCAUGCACACACGCGAGAUGAAAUCAGAGCGAUGUGUCAAGCCAUUUGGCUGCGCGAUAUGUUGAGUCCAUCAAAACAACAUCAUGGUUUCUGGGAAAUGGUGCACAAGAGUCACAAGUUGAUGGAUGCCGAGUUUGAUCGAUUUCACAAAGGUGUGGAAGCCGCCGGGUGGGAUGUGACGAGAACACUUCUGGACUGGGACGAGUGGAGGCUCGAGUGGAAGUCAAAAGUCGAAUGAAAACACCCACAGAUGUCACAACUUGUCAGACAAAUGAAGUAAAUCUCAGAUGAUUGAUUUGAAUAUUGAUCUGUACGUUUCUUUUUUUUUUUUAUAAUAAAACUUUUUUCUAAAAAUA
This is a messenger RNA of Phyllopteryx taeniolatus (common seadragon), 1587 nucleotides long. It is a transcript of the gene rusf1, whose product is annotated as RUS family member 1. The record is from RefSeq and is a predicted model, not a curated record. Bases 201 to 1469 code for a protein of 422 amino acids. The transcript is spliced from 13 exons. Lineage: Eukaryota; Metazoa; Chordata; Actinopteri; Syngnathiformes; Syngnathidae.